Triticum dicoccoides is the source of this 1427-nucleotide messenger RNA. Its product is annotated as protein ENHANCED DISEASE RESISTANCE 2-like. The transcript is spliced from 3 exons. NCBI's taxonomy places the organism in Eukaryota, Viridiplantae, Streptophyta, Magnoliopsida, Poales, Poaceae. The record is from RefSeq and is a predicted model, not a curated record. Bases 222 to 1151 code for a protein of 309 amino acids.
UCAUCGGUGCCUUUCCCAUCUUUAUUUUCCCGGACGACAAGCCAAGCAAGCCCAACAAAUUCCAAACCCCCACGCAAGAAAUUCCAAAUUGCCACACGCGAAUCCUCGCUUUCCCUUCCGAGCACGAUCCAUCCAUCCCAUCCCAAAGGAACAGGGAGCUGCUGCUGCUGCAUCUUCCGUGGUCCCGGUUCUAGGGACUAAGCAAGUACAAGAUCCUCUCGAUGGCUUGUUCUGAUGGUGAGGCUGAGCACCAAUGGAUACAGAAUGUCAAGUCAGGAGGAGCAGUUCCUUGUCUACCGCCCGAAAACUGUCCUAAUGGUUGGGCUACUCCUCCUGGUGACACUUUUAUGGUCAGAGGCCCAGAAUAUUUUGCAACCAAGGCAAAAAUACCUGGUGGGGAGUAUCUUCUGAAGCCUCUUGGAGUUGAUUGGAUCAAAGGCCCAGUAAAAAUCUGUGAGGUCCUGAAAAACAGGAACCAUCGUGUGAGGAAAGCCAUCGAUGAGGAGGUUUCUCACGGCAAUAAACCUUUUGUCUGGGCCUUCAACUUGCAACUUCCCAGCAAGGAGAACUACAGCGCGAUAUUUUACUUUGUCUCACUGGAACCUGCACCCGAGGGCUCGCUGAUGGAUCAAUUCCUUAAAGGGGAUGAUGCUCUCCGUAAAUCCAGGCUUAAACUGAUAGCAAACAUAGUUAAGGGUCCCUGGAUUGUCCGAAAAGCUGUGGGUGAACAAGCCAUCUGCAUACUUGGCAGAGCACUUUCGUGCAAGUAUGUCGAGGGAUCAAACUUCAUCGAAGUUGAUGUGGAUAUUGGGUCUUCCAUAGUUGCAAAUGCAAUUGUUCAUCUGGCAUUUGGUUACGUGGCGACACUGACUAUAGAUUUAGCAUUUGUUAUUGAGAGUCAAGCUGAAUCAGAGCUCCCCGAGAGACUUCUUGGAGCUGUAAGGUUCUCUGAGUUGAGUCCGGGAUCAGCUGGUGUGUAUGAAGUGCCAUCUGAAGAGCAGCAGGAAAUUGCUCCAAUUCUGCCUUCAAGAUUAUGGCGGAGUUUUUCCCAACUGCUACAGAACCCAGGCAACUCAAUGCAGCCGUCGCCUAGCUCAGAAAACACUAACGGAAACUUUCACAAAGAAGAUGCUGGUAACAGCGAUAAUUGAUAUCCCUGAAUCCCAUACUAGAGGAGAUGUAUACACCUCCCAUCAAAAGGAUGCCUUCAUUGGUUGAGGAUAAUAUGCCAGUUCAGGCGAUGUGUAAAAGUUGAAUUUGUUUUUAUGACGAUGGACGACGGCCUCAGGUAGUUGUGGAUUAUCAUAGUUCCGGGCCCUGCUGUAAAAAUGAUACAUAGUGGUCAAGAGAAAACAACAUCUUUCUGUACAUAUUAACUAAAUUUACCUUUUAGCCCGAGAAAUUGAGAUGUUGCAUUGCAUUCUCUA